GGAGAACGGCAACGGCUUCGACGUCAAACAAACACCAUUGUUUACUAAACUCUCGAUAGGUCGCCUCGCCAGAGUUGGACGCUCAUUAGCUCUUCGGGCGCCUGCGAAACCAAGAGCCGAGACAGUCCUCGAGUUUCAGACGCAGCGAGUGCGGUGAGCUCCUUUCGGUGCUUUGCGGUGAUGUGAUUGGUUAUCGUGUGAUUUUGGAUAAAACUCGCCGAGAUGCAGCUCCCGUCAGGAUUCAAGGACACGAUGGGUUGGGUUCAAACAGAGCAGCCGAUUAUUUGGAGUAACGUAUUUUUCAUCACGGCCUUUCACAUUAUCGGACUUCACUUAUUUAUUUUUCAUUGCAUGAAGGCCAAACUACUCACAUGGGCAUGGAAUUUUCUGAUGGGCGGAAUCGGUGGUUUUGGAGUUACUGCAGGUGCACACAGGCUAUGGGCCCACCGGUCGUAUAAAGCGAAACUACCUCUGAAAAUCAUUCUCAUUCUAUGUUACUCGGUCGCCGGACAGAACACGAUAUUCGACUGGGUGCGAGACCACCGGAUCCACCACAAGUUCAGUGAAACAGCGGCCGACCCGCACGACUCGAAUCGCGGGUUCUUCUUCGCCCACGUCGGGUGGCUCAUGCAGCGGAAGCGGCCCGAGGUCCUCGAGAAGGGGCGCAAGAUCGACAUGAGCGACAUCACCUCCGACCCGUGGAUCUCCUUCCACCACCGGCACUUCACCCUCUUCAAGAUCGUCUUCUGCUUCAUCAUCCCCUCCGUCGUGCCGUGGCUUGCAUGGGGAGAGCCCCUCUGGCUCGCCGCCGGUGCCAACAUCUUCGUCCGCUAUGUCCUGAACCUCAACUUCACCUGGUUCGUCAACAGUGCAGCGCAUAUUUGGGGAUAUAAGCCCUUUGACGCGCGAAUCAACCCCCGCGAGAAUCUCGGCGUGUCGAUCGUGGCCAUGGGCGAAGGCUGGCAUAACUACCACCACACGUUCCCGUGGGACUACAAGGCAGCUGAGCUGGGCAACUACAAGGUGAACAUCACGACCAUGUGGCUGGACUUCUUCGCCAAGAUCGGCUGGGCCUACGACAUGAAGACUGCAUCGCCUGGACUCAUCAAACAGACGGCCAUGAAGCACGGGGAUGGCACUCACCCGGUAGAGGUUCCCUUCGAGGAGAACGCCAACUACAUCAAACCUAACCUUAAAUCUCAAUAAGGGCGAUCGCUCUCUGAGAGAUUAAAAUAGGAGUAUUGCGGCUGCGAAUAACUGACGGGUUGAUAGAGACGCAGGAGUGGUUUUAUUGUUGCAUGUGAUCGAGUCUCAUUACACUGCUAUGGAAA
This is a messenger RNA of Bemisia tabaci, 1331 nucleotides long. RefSeq names its product acyl-CoA Delta-9 desaturase. NCBI's taxonomy places the organism in Eukaryota, Metazoa, Arthropoda, Insecta, Hemiptera, Aleyrodidae. Gene Ontology annotation, molecular function: stearoyl-CoA 9-desaturase activity; iron ion binding. Gene Ontology annotation, biological process: unsaturated fatty acid biosynthetic process. Gene Ontology annotation, cellular component: endoplasmic reticulum membrane. The record is from RefSeq and is a predicted model, not a curated record.